GUCUUCUUCGACCUCGCCUCUCUCUUCUUGAGAUUUUGUCUUAUUUCGAUUAAAAUGCGAAUGAAUUGAGGGAUUUGAGUAGUUUUUGUUACCUCGAUCGGUCGCUGCGGUUUGAUUUAUUGGGAUUGUUGGUCGGAGGAUGCCGAUGGCGCCUGCGCCGGCGUCUUCGAUGGUCGGCCGGAUUAGGGCGACGGAUCGGAUAAAGGGGCCGUGGAGCCCGGAGGAGGAUGAGACCUUGAGGCGGCUGGUCGAGCAGCACGGGCCCAGGAACUGGAGUCUGAUCAGCCGGUCUAUUCCCAGGAGGUCCGGCAAAUCGUGCCGCCUCCGGUGGUGUAACCAGCUCUCGCCGCAGGUGGAGCAUCGGCCAUUCACGGCGCAGGAGGACGAGACCAUCGUCCAGGCUCAUCGCCGUUUUGGGAAUAAGUGGGCCACCAUCGCCCGCCUCUUGUCCGGCCGCACCGACAACGCCAUAAAGAACCACUGGAACUCCACCCUCAAGCGGAAAUCCUCCUCGAUGACCUCAGCGGCGGCGCCGGCGUACGGAGAGGACGAGAUUCCGGAUCUGCCGCCGAAGAGGGCGCGUAGCGUCGGGCCGGUGCUCGCGUCCGCGGGACUCAGCCUGAACCACCCUGACAGCUCUUCCAGGUCCGGUUCGACCGACUCCAGCCAACGGACCCACACAGAAGCAGCAUCGCCGCCUCCGGUUUACCGUCCGGCGGCCAGAACCGGCAGCAUCGCGCUGCCGCCUUCCUAUUCCUCUCCCCCCUUCCAAGACCAGCAGCGCGACUCCACGUCGGAGACCGCGGUUCCCGCCGCUCAUCCUUCCGUCGACGAGCACGAUCCCCUGACGUCCCUGACGCUAGCACUCCCAGGAUCGGAUCGAGUGUCCGACAUAUCCCACCAGAAAAAGAGCAGCCACGACGGAUUCAGCAGUAACGAACAGAGGUUUGCCCCGCUCCCAGCAGGCGGAGACGGCGAUCCGCCUUUCCAAUUUAGCCGGGAGCUCUUGGCGGCGAUGCAAGAGAUGAUCCGCAACGAAGUGAAGAGCUACAUGUCGAAGCUGCCGCUUCUAGAAGCCGCCACUCGCGACGCGGCCCGCAAGAACAUUGGGCUGAUCAAAAUCGAUUCCGACUAAAACUCGUUCUAACGAUGAGAAGACGACGAGAUUUCCGCUUCUAAAUUUCUCUGUUUUUUCCUCGCUUUUAAUUUCAUCAGAGAGGUAGAUAAAAUUAACCACUAAUGCAGAUACAGUUUGCCCCGAACUCUGUAUGUUCGUCGAUAUGAGAAUUUUAGGUGAUGGGUCGAACGAAUCAAAGAGUAUGUUACGGACUUGACUUCUCA
Messenger RNA from Zingiber officinale, 1341 nucleotides. RefSeq names its product transcription factor MYB44-like. The transcript has a single exon. Gene Ontology annotation, molecular function: RNA polymerase II cis-regulatory region sequence-specific DNA binding; DNA-binding transcription factor activity, RNA polymerase II-specific. The coding region runs from base 140 to 1135 and encodes 331 amino acids. The record is from RefSeq and is a predicted model, not a curated record. NCBI's taxonomy places the organism in Eukaryota, Viridiplantae, Streptophyta, Magnoliopsida, Zingiberales, Zingiberaceae. Gene Ontology annotation, cellular component: nucleus. Gene Ontology annotation, biological process: regulation of DNA-templated transcription.